AUGAAGUAUAAUCCGGCGUGCGUGGAGCCGCGGUGCUACUUAGUGAUGGAUAAGGAUCAUACGAGCGAACAGGAGAAGACUCUGCAGCAACUACAGGCUUAUAUCGAGUCGGAGAACCAGCGGCUGGAGAAGGACAUGGGGCGAUUUUCGGACCGAGAGGUGGUGGUGCGCGUGGAGUACAAGUACUGCCCCAACCUCACCAUCAUUGAUACCCCUGGACUGAUUUCUGCGGCGCCGUCAGUCACACACACGGCGCUGCAGGUGCGUCAGAAUUCAUUCCUAGUCUCUUUCUCUCCCCCUCUCCACGCCUCACUCCCCCCUCCUCCCCAGGAACAAGCGCGGAUCGUUGAGGCACUAGUACUGGCGAAGAUGAAGCAGCAGGAGUUUGUGAUUCUUUGUUUGGAAGACAGCAGCGACUGGAGCAACGCGACGACUCGCCGCAUCGUCAUGAAGGUCGACCCGGACCUCUCCCGAACCAUCCUCGUGUCCACCAAGCUCGACACGCGCAUCCCGCAGUUCUCCCGGGCAGCUGAUGUGGAGAUGUUUCUCAACCCGCCGCUGCCCGACAUCUCGGCGUCGCGGCUCGCCACGCGGCCGUUCUUCACGUCCGUGCCGUCGGGGCGAGUGGGGUCCGGGUCGGAUGCGGUUUUCAUGACGGAUGAUGAUUUCAGAGAUAAGGUGCCGCUGCCCGAUAUCUCCGCGUCGCGGCUCGCCACGCGGCCGUUCUUCACGUCGGUGCCGUCGGGGCGAGUGGGAUCUGGAUCUGAUGCUGUUUUCAUGACGGAUGACGACUUUAGAGAUCCGGCUUCGGCUGUUCUUGGAGCAGAUGCUGCAGCAACGGUAGGCAGUCCCCUUUCCUCCUCUCACCUCUUCCUCGUCUUCCCGUGUCCCCUCUUGGACGCAGAUGCUGUAGCAACGGUAACCAGUCCGUUCCCCCUUCCCCUAUUUACUUCUCUCCAUCCGUUCCCUCCUCUCACCUCUUCCCUCCCUUCCCGCCUCCCGCACUCCCACUCUUCUUUUGCUUACCCCACCCUCUCUUCUUCUAGAUGCUUCAGCAAUGAUGCAAUCAACGUCAAUCCUCCCCUCUUUCUGCCCUUCCCCCUCGUCUUUCCACACAGGUACCUCGAGAGUGUACCCUAUAUAGUGCCGCUGCUCGAUAAGGAAUACAAGUCCGUCUCUACCAAGCUCUCUGCCACCUCUGCAGAGCUACAGAACCUGAGCGACGGCGAGUUGAAAGAAAAGAGCCGAAAUUUCCGCGACAACUUCGUCCGGAAGCUCACUGUCCUGCUCCGUGGCUCCAUUGCUGCUCCACCCGACAAAUUCGCCCUUGGCUAUUUAUCUGUGUCACCCUCUUUUCUUGAGUCUGUCUGGCCAUGGCUCAUCCACACCAACAACCUCCUCUCCGCUCCUCCCCUGUCUACUUCCUGCCGCUGCUGCUCACCAGGCGAGACGCUGCAGGAGGAAAGGGCGCGUGGGGGGAUCUUUGUGGGGUCGGACGGGCAGCAGUUCCCUCAGAGGCACAUGCCGAACGCCAGCAUGCGCCUCUUUGGAGGGGCGCAGUACCACCGGGCGAUGGCCGAGUUCCGGUUCGUGGUGGGUGCAGUGCGGUGCCCUGCGAUAUCAAGGGAGGAGAUCGUGAAUGCGUGCGGUGUGGAGGACGUGCACGACGGCACCAACUACUUCAGGACGGCGUGUGUGAUUGCUGUUGCCAAGGCAUGGGACGUGUUCGAGCCAUUCCUUCGACAGCUCGGUUUCCGUCUAUCACACAUUGUGGGCAGACUGCUGCCCAUCGUGCUCUUCCUACUCAAGAGGGACAACGAGCCGAUGCUGGUGCACGAGACGUUCAUAGAGCGCGUGCAGGAGUCAUAUCACAAGUUCGUGGAUGCAACUGAGCGCUCUUGUAUUGAGAAGUGCAUGGAGGACCUCACCAGCACCACCCGCUUUGUCACAUGGUCUCUGCAUAACAGGUCCCGCUCUGCCCUGCGCUCGUUCUUUGACUCGGCCAUGCCCAACCACGACUCCUCCCUCCUCGCUGCUGUCGGCGCCUUCGAAGCAUCCACGCCCAUGCCGGUCCCAGCUGCCACAAGCAGACAAAACUCGCCGCCUUUCGGCCCGACCGACUACCAGUCCAGUCCAAGCGACGACGGUCGGGGCGACAGAGGGGCAGUGGGGGGGACGGGCCGAACCAGUAGCACUGGUGCCACUGCUGGUGGUACCACUAGUGGUGGUGCUGGCAGUGGUGCUGCUGCUGGUGCUUGUUCUGCUGGUGGUGCUUCUGGUGCUGCUGGUGGUGCAGCAGGAGGCAGCGGCACGGGAGGGAGGCUGGCAGAUCUCCUCGAAUCAACCCUCUGGACGCGCCGCCUCGCUCCCUCCUCCGAAGACAUAGUGAACGCGCUGGUGAUGCAGAUAUUCGAGGGCAUUCGGGACCACUUUGUGAUGGCAGCAGAGCUUAAGUUCAACUGCUUCUUUCUCAUGCCGCUCAUGGACCGGUUUCCGGCGAGGUUGAGGGAGGAUUUGGAGGCGGUGGCGGGGGGUGGGCUGGACGCGGUGUUUGAUAUCUCGCGAGUGCGUGGGCAGCUGGAGAGGAGCCGCGGGGAGCUGGAUGAAGAGCUCAGGCGGGUGCAUGCACUCCAAGCCAAGUUCGCCAGUAUUCACCACAGCCUUAGCGUGAUGCCGUCCCAUGCCAUGUCAGCACCAACGGGGUCUCUUUUCAGCUCGCACUCUGGAGCAUCCUCGUUUUCCUCCUUCGCGUCGUCAGAUGCAGCUAACCCGUCAUCACGGCAUUUCGCCGACUCGCUCUCAUCGAUGUUGGACGCGCAAAGCUUGGGGACUCCUGGCCCAAGAAAAGCAUUAGAUAGCGGUCGCAGGCUCUACUCCCCUCGGGAGUGGGAAGAGUUGCAGCGCCUGUUUGUGUCACUCGCUGCACAGUCACGCAGCAACGGGCGGCAUAUCAUAGCGAGUGUGUUCCAGGCAUACUAUGGCAUUCACGGGAGUCUGGGGGCUCGCCUCUUUGAGAUUGCAACUCAGAGGAACAAGGAUGGCCUCAUGCGCUUUCAGGAAUUUGCGUCUAUCAAGGCCGUGUUUGACAAAGGUUCACCUGACGAAAUUGACCGCAUGUGCUUUCAAGUCAUGGACGUUCUCAAGUCAGGAAAGGUCGACAGGCGAGAGGUAGAGGAGGUAAUGCGCAGUGCCCUCGCCACUGUCUUCGGUCCCCAGCACUCCCCCUCGCCUGCUCUCAUCCAAGCCUUCAUCUCCUCUGCCUUCCCAUCUAAUUCCAACUCAAGUAGCCGGCCUUCUCUCAAUCACUUGUCCCCCGCUUCCUCAGCACUCGCUUCCACCGCUCUCCACCCCUCUUCUUCUCUGUCUUCCGCAGCUGCUACACCGCUCGGUGCAUCAGCAGCGACAGCAGCAGCAGCAUCGGAGGGAACAGGAGGUCGUGAACUCACAGAUAGGAAAGAAGCAGGGAGGCCAGAGCAAGAAGGGCAAGGCGUAGGUAGGGAUGGUAGUGCUGGUGCCAGUGUUGUUGCUGAUCCCAGACCUGUUGAUGAUGAUACCAGUGUUGCUGCUGAUGAUGGGAGGGAGCUGUCUUACCAGGAUGCUGUUCGAUGGUGGAAUACGGUACCUGCUGUCAAGAAGUUUCUCCGAAGCCUCCUCACCCCUCCAGAUCUCCGCCCGCCACUACCAACUCUUGUCGUGCCAGCUGUCACUACCAGCGCCCGCCACAUCAGCUCAGAAGCAGGCCAGGAGCAACAGGAUAGUAGGGAGGACACGUGGCUUCUGCAGAAGGAGCUGACGUGGCACAUAGCCGGUGCACUACAGGACAAAGAGUGCCACGAGUGGUGUUUGUUGUACAGCAGUAAACUGCAUGGGCUGAGCUUCAACUCUUUUCUGGGGAAGGUGUCAUCAGUACCGCAUCCAACCGUUCUCGUGGUCCGUGACUCUGCUGGAGCCAUCUUUGGAGCUUUCGCUUCCAAGCCAUGGGAGCGAGGCAGCGCUUUCUUUGGUGACAUGCGCUCCCUCCUCUUCUCCUUCCUCCCCACCGCUGCUGUAUUCAAAGCAGCCGGCACCAGCACCAACAUACAGUGGUGUGCAUCAGGCUUUGCAUCUGAAUCCAUUCCCAAUGGCAUCGGUCUGGGCGGCCAACCGGGCCAUUUCGGCCUUUUCCUCUCGUCGGAUUUCGACUCGGGUCACUCUCGCCCCAGCACCACAUUCAACUCCCCUUCACUCUCUUCAACACCUAACUUCACUGUAGAUGCAGUCGAGUGCUGGGCUGUUAUCAGUGCAUCUCUGUCUGAUAGGAUUUUUGCCGGUGAUGGGGGGUUAGGAGUGGUUGGAUUGUCAGGGGCUGGAGUGGGGAGUGGGAGAUCGGAUCAUGCUGGUAGUGGGAGAGGGACGGUGUUGGAUAGAGUUUAUACGAUAGGCAAGCCUUGCGUCAUGGCCUUCACACGUCCCCUACAGUUUAUGCUCCUCUCCUUGAUCCUCUCCGCCCUUUACUCCCCGUGCGCUCUCGGAUUCUUCAAUCGCCACCGUGUCGUCAUUCCGCCGGCCCACCGGCAGCACGCGCGCUUCAGAGACCUCAGGAUCGGCCGUUCGAAGCUACCUCUAAGCCCAUUCGAAUCCCAGGGCGAAACCCUUACCUCCGAGAUUCAUCUGAAAACCGUUAAUGACGGGGAGGUAUUCCCAGCGGACCGCGCUGCGCUAUUGGAUGUCAAGAAGCGCAUCGAAGCCGAGGCGCGCGCGAAGCGCACCUACGGAAGUUUCCUGCAUCGCAUGUCCAUUCUUGGCGCGGACCCGGAAAAGGAGUAUUACCGCUUCUCAAACCGCUCGGAAACCAUGAAAGAGAAUGACUACCAGAUAUACUACUACGGCGGAGCCGUGCUCACACAGCCGAUUAAUCUCUACAUCGUCUACUAUGGCACGUGGUAUCAGUCGGAAGUUAACAUCGUGGAGAACUUUAUCAAGUCUAUUUCUUCAACCUCCUACACCUCGGUGAGCGCCGCCUGA
This is a messenger RNA of Closterium sp. Yama58-4, 5004 nucleotides long. NCBI's taxonomy places the organism in Eukaryota, Viridiplantae, Streptophyta, Zygnematophyceae, Desmidiales, Closteriaceae. The record is from the annotation of a GenBank genome assembly.